This is a messenger RNA of Silurus meridionalis, 2510 nucleotides long. It is a transcript of the gene gramd2b, whose product is annotated as GRAM domain-containing protein 2B. The record is from RefSeq and is a predicted model, not a curated record. NCBI's taxonomy places the organism in Eukaryota, Metazoa, Chordata, Actinopteri, Siluriformes, Siluridae. The coding region runs from base 75 to 1304 and encodes 409 amino acids. The transcript is spliced from 13 exons.
AAAUCUAAUAACACAAAAGGGUCUUUGUAAAUAAAUGCUCAUGAAGGAAGAAGAAUCAUUUUAUACUUUUGGGGAUGGAAAUACCUUUUAGCUGUGCAGAUUCAGUCCUCAGAAACAAAACGGAUUCAAUAAGACCAACAUGUUCUGUUUUACCCAGCCAACAGAAUGAGCACAAGCUGCAAUGCUUCUGUUCUUUUCUUUACCUAAGUCAUAAUACUGAAAAUGGAAGAGAUGAGAACUUAAGGAAAAUAAUCAAAUCAAAUGUGCCCAUGUCAGUGGACUCUCAAUCUGAAAUCUUGGAAAGAAGAGGAAAACCAACACUAAUUAGGUCCAGAACAUUUGAUCCCUCAUUAUUGUCACAUGGCCAAAGUGACACAGAGUCAAAGACAGAAAGGAAAAAGCAACAAGGUUGCAAUAUGGACGCUGGGAUUCAGAUCAAAUAUUAUCAUAUGAUGUUUCAGUUUCCUCGGACAAACACCCAAUACCAUAAAAUUUUCAAAGACGUUAGUGAGAAUGAGCUGCUGAAACAAAGUUACACAUGUGCACUGCAGAAAGAUAUUCUCUAUCAAGGGAGACUUUUUGUGUCUGAUAACUGGAUCUGUUUUCAUUCCAAAGUCUUUGGUAAAGACACCAAGAUUGCCAUUCCAGUUAUAUCUGUAUCAGAGAUAAAAAAAACUAAAACUGCCAUCUUAGUACCAAAUGCACUGAUUAUUGCCACAGCACAAGAAAGGUUUGUUUUUGUGUCAUUCCUGUCCCGAGAUACAACAUACAAGGUUCUGAUGUCAGUGUGCUCCCAUUUGGAUGACAAGUGUCUGGGAAGCAUCGCUAUUCAUUCCUCUGUAGAUGGCAAUUACACAAUGUUACCUUCCAGACUUCCCAUGAAUUUCUCAGCAGAUUUGUCAGAUUUGGAUGGUCCAGUGGUUCAAAGGAGACAAGAAACUGGAUAUAGCAGUAGCUCAGACUCUCCAGAUUCACCAGAGUAUGAGAAAAUGCCAGAACUCAAACAGAAGGUUUAUGACAGUAAAAGACUGAGACCAAGCUUACUUAACAUUCUUCUGAUGGUGUACCUAUUGCUCAUCUGCAUUUUGGUUUUAUCUUCGUGUUACAUGGCUUUCAAGAUCGUCUCUUUGGAAAAGACGUUAAACUCUCUAGGCAAUAUGGCUGAAUUUACUUAUGAUGGAGAUGAAUACAACAACAUAUACUCUGAGGAUCCAUCUAGGAUCUAUUCUGCUGUUUCCAAUAACCUUGUGAAGCUGGAAAAGAUUCAGAGAGGCCUACAGAAACUACUGGAUACAACAAAGUGAUGCUCGAUAAUUCCUCAGAUAUCAGUCAUCACUAAGUGCUAAGGUCUCUGUGUAUUGGUAUUGCAAGUCUGGUACUGUCCAAAUAUACAGUCUAACAUAGUGAGUGUUUUUCUGUACAUAAAAGCACAACAAUCAACUUUGUUAUACUGCUCACAACAAUGUUGUUGUUCUUUUCUUAUUAUAAAUGUUUUUUUGUCUCUGAAAAGCAUGGCAAAAGCAGGAUUGUUUGCAUGCACAAAAUGCUUUGUAGGAUUUUGGUUUAAUCCAGGAAAUUAUCAUUUUGUUCAUGCAUGUGCUAGAGAUACACAAUGUUAGACCAAAGUGGGUUUUAUAUAUAUACCACUUCACCAUUGAAUGUCUAACCUUAACAGCUGGGUGGGGAAAAAAGCAUGCUAUACAAUAAUGCAUUAAUAUAUACUUUAGACACUUCCUUAAAAUAUAGUAGUGCACCCAUACUAUUGAAAAGGGACAGAUUUAGUUAUAAUACGGUGCAAAUCUAUAAGGAAAUAAUCUACUCCGAUAAAAUUACAUGUACAUCGUAUUUUUCCUUCUUUGUUUGGAUUUUUGUACUAUAUAACAUAUUGUGUAAAUGUAAAUAUAUAUGCCGUGUCAAUAUGUUGAUUUUGUCUUAUCGAUGCUAGAAUCAGUCACAGUUCAAUUCCCAGAAUGCAACACAGCCUACAAACUUGGACACCGCGAGCAACAACACCUAAAAUACGCAUACUCGUGUUCACUGUUACCAUCUUUAUAGUCACACACUUGAACCAAUCAUGAACCAUACCAUAAAUCCACACACAGCCCUAAAGCUAACCGUAAACAAUAUGAUGAAUCUGAUAUAUAGAAUUUUGAUCCUGUUUGUUUUUUUAUGGGUUUUGAUUCUUACCUUGCAUUUGCUAAUCACUUGGCAAUUACCUGUUUCCUGUUAUGAGUUUGCAUAGUGAUUUGGAUCUGUUUUGAGUUUUCUAAAUGAAGCUCAUGCUUUCAUCCUUGCUGCCUGACAGAUUGAGCUGAAUUCCUGGAAACUCAGUACAGUAUUUUAGCGGCUUAAUGAAUACUUGGACAGAAAUAGCCAUAAAUUAAAAGAAGUCAUGUUUAUCUUGAGUAGGUGUUUUACUGUAAUAAAUGUAACCACGUUAUAAGAAUUGGUUAUUCAGGUUCCGUGUUUCAAUAUGUAAUGUACAUAAAGCAUGUAUACAAGCUACAGAA